CCACCAUGAAGCUUCUUUCUUCUCUAAGUAUUAUUUUUCUCGCCUCUGCCCCCCUUGCCAAAGCUUGGACGGUCGCUUUCUAUUCUAGCCACAACAAAUGUCAUGGCUGGCAACCUGGUGGAGCAGGAGACAAUGGCAGACCACGUAGCUGCGAAAAGCUUGAGGACAAUUGGUGGUCUGCCGAGUUUAAAUCCCACGGUGAACCAUAUAAUAUUGUUUUUUGGAAAGGGAAAAACUGUGAUGGAGAAUAUUACACUCCGGGCAGUGCUCCCCACAGUUGCAGCGAUCUCGAAGGCAUGCACAGUUAUGCUGUCCUGAAACGUAAAUAGAGGACUAGUCUGUCUUUUCUUGCUUUGGUCAGCUGGUGAAUACCUGAGAUUAUAGGCGUCUCAUGUGUGGAAACGGAUGAGAUCCUUCUGAGA
Messenger RNA from Aspergillus pseudonomiae, 422 nucleotides. RefSeq lists its product as uncharacterized. The coding region runs from base 6 to 329 and encodes 107 amino acids. The record is from RefSeq and is a predicted model, not a curated record. Lineage: Eukaryota; Fungi; Ascomycota; Eurotiomycetes; Eurotiales; Aspergillaceae. The transcript has 3 exons.